This is a messenger RNA of Nannospalax galili (Upper Galilee mountains blind mole rat), 1415 nucleotides long. It is a transcript of the gene Rhebl1, whose product is annotated as RHEB like 1. Lineage: Eukaryota; Metazoa; Chordata; Mammalia; Rodentia; Spalacidae. Gene Ontology annotation, cellular component: plasma membrane. Bases 464 to 1015 code for a protein of 183 amino acids. The transcript is spliced from 8 exons. Gene Ontology annotation, biological process: small GTPase-mediated signal transduction. The record is from RefSeq and is a predicted model, not a curated record. Gene Ontology annotation, molecular function: GTP binding; GTPase activity; GDP binding.
UUUUCCAUCCAGGAUUCCUUGCAGCCACUCCAGCUAGGCUGCAGAGGCGCCAGUGCCUCUAGGACCCCGGGUUCCUUUCUGUUUCUUUAUGAAUGAACAGACUCAGGUCUACGCAUGCGCACCUCCCAGAGCUCCGCUCCACGUGAGGCCCACCAGUCCCUCCUGCCGGGGGCCCCGCCCUCCCUAUUCUAAUGGACCAAUGGAGCGCCGUCUAGGGGGCGGAGCCUGGAGCCGCGAGGCCGGGUGGUUCCCCCGGCGCCCGCUGCCUCACUAGUCGGUCCGCUGUGUUGUGGUCACGUGGCCCGGUCUGGGCGCGGCGCUUGUUUUGGUUUUCCUUUAGCUUGCCCCCGGGAGCUUGGCGGCAGGCGCCUUCCCGGCACCGGUUCCGGCGCUGCCCGCACCCUGGCACCUCUUCGGGCUCCCUCGGCCCGCGGAUCGGCGAGCCCCGGGGCGGCGUCCUGUCAUGCCGCUGGUCCGCUACAGGAAAGUGGUUAUCCUCGGGUACCGCUCCGUAGGGAAGACAUCUUUGGCACAUCAAUUCGUGGAAGGCGAGUUCUUGGAAGGCUACGAUCCUACAGUUGAAAAUACUUACAGCAAGAUAGUGACUCUUGGCAAAGAUGAGUUUCACCUACACCUGGUGGACACAGCAGGGCAGGAUGAGUACAGCAUUCUGCCCUAUUCAUUCAUCAUUGGGGUCCACGGUUAUGUGCUUGUGUAUUCUGUCACCUCUCUUCAUAGCUUCCGAGUCAUCCAGAGUCUAUACCAAAAGCUGCAUGAAUGCCAUGGUAAAACCCGGCUGCCGGUGGUGCUAGUGGGGAACAAGGCAGAUCUGUCUCCAGACAGAGAGGUGCAGGCAAUUGAAGGAAAGAAGUUAGCAGAGUCCUGGGGUGCGACGUUCAUGGAGUCAUCUGCUCGAGAGAAUCAGCUAGCCCAAGGCAUCUUCACCAAAGUCAUCCAGGAGAUUGCUCGUGUGGAGAAUUCCUAUGGGCAAGAGCGUCGAUGCUGUCUCAUGUGAGCCCUCACAGCCUUGUUUCUGCUGCAGGUGCCUGCUAACCUCCAAUGGGGGGCAGACCUCAGGACUUAAUGGGUAUGGUUGCCAACUGUGUCACUGGCCCUCUGGCACACAGUGUGGUAUCCUCAUCUUUGCACACUCUUCCCAGGCUCCUGUAGCCUGGUUGUCAAUGUUUACAAAGGGGCAAAGAUGUCUCUUGGACACUGGCUUCUAGCUCCUUGUUUUUCUAAAUGAACUGUUACAAUCUGCAGGGUUAGGGUAUGAGUCCGGGGCAUUAUUUAUCCAGGACCCACCCUCCUGUAUAGGUUUUCUGUAUUGAUUGGGUAAGGAGGGCUGGGAGUUCUAAAGUAGAGCUGGCUCUUGGGGUGACAAUGUAUAUUUGCAAAUAAACUAAAAAAUGUUU